Messenger RNA from Anarrhichthys ocellatus (wolf-eel), 6665 nucleotides. It is a transcript of the gene polrmt, whose product is annotated as polymerase (RNA) mitochondrial (DNA directed). NCBI's taxonomy places the organism in Eukaryota, Metazoa, Chordata, Actinopteri, Perciformes, Anarhichadidae. The coding region runs from base 33 to 4085 and encodes 1350 amino acids. The record is from RefSeq and is a predicted model, not a curated record. Gene Ontology annotation, molecular function: DNA-directed RNA polymerase activity; mitochondrial promoter sequence-specific DNA binding; protein binding. The transcript is spliced from 20 exons. Gene Ontology annotation, cellular component: mitochondrial DNA-directed RNA polymerase complex. Gene Ontology annotation, biological process: mitochondrial transcription.
GCUCAGGAGUAACGCGGUUGUUACAUGUCAACAUGUCACUCCUUAGAGUAUGUGCCUUUGCAAAAUGUCUGAGUCGUCGCAGUUUAUUUGAGAAGUGUCCUGUUCGCGUGUCUCUAGCGGACCGCUGUGAUCUGUGCGUGUCGAUAAGAGACGGCGGGGUCAGACGAAUAUCAGAGACACCCUUGCUGCUUCAAAGGAGAAAUGUUUCAUUUGUGAUCCCAAAGAGAGACGAUACUAAGAAACGUGUACUGGAGCAGUCUCAGUUGUUCGACGUGCUUGAGGCCAGGAUCCAGCAACUCCAAUCUGACAUCGUUUUAGAUGUCCACCAUGCAAAGGUGCAUUUUGUUAAAGCCGUUUUAUCUGGUAAGGGUCUCAAAGGUGCACCUAAGGAGAAAAGUGACAUUCCUAAAUCCAGAAAGACUCUUAAAGCAGCUUCUAAAUCUCAGCCCAGCCGCUGGAUGGAAAAAUUAACUCAGGAGAAGAAAAACAAACUCACAAAGCAGCAGCACCUCCAACAGAAAAUACAGAAGAAUGUAAAGGAGAAACCUGCCGCCAAAUCUAAAGGAAGCAAAAGCAGCUCCACGCUCCCCGGUACUUCACACAAAACUAUAUCUAAAACCGCGCCCUUGAUUAAGAACAGUCGUCGCAUGAAAUUGUCUGAUGAGAUUCGUGCUGCAGUUCCUUCAACAGAGGCGGCUGUCCCGGCUGCAGCAGCAGCAGCAGCACCAGCAGCAGCGGGGACAGCCGGCAUGGCACAUAAAGAAUCUAAAAAGAAACAGAAGGGCUCUAAAAAUCCGGUUCCUGGUAAAGGGGGCCGGAAGCAGACUGUCACUGACGCCCAGUGCAGCGCCGAGGAGCUGGCCCAGGUGGAGGAGCUGGAGAGGAGGCUCAGUCAACAGGUAAGCCAGUGGACGUCGCCGAAUAGCUCGCAGCGCCUACAGGACGACAGUGAGGCCACUGCAUGCGGGGACAUCCAGCUGAGCAUCCGCUCCUACCUGGAGGCGAGUGUGUUCUCCGGGGCCGUUGAGAGGGCGCACCGGUUCCUGCUCAGCCAGCACAGAGUUAUGAGUCGACGUAAACACCUGAAUACGGAUGUCUACAACAUCAUGAUGAGGGUGUGGGCCAAGAAGGGCAUGUUAAAUCAGAUUGGUCGCAUAUUUAUCCUGUUAGAAGAGGCUGGUCUGAAGCCAAAUCUGGGAUCCUACUGUACUGCCCUGGAGUGUAUGGGCCGCAAUCCCAACUGCUCCCCAAAGGUCAUCACAAGGUGCCUGAGCCAGAUGGAGGAGGACGGCCUGUCUGUGGACUACCUGUUCAGCCGCUGUGUGUUCCGGCAGGAUGAGAGAGACAUGGUGCUGAAGGCCGUGCACAUCGUCCAGCCCGACUACCAGCCCAGCCUCAACGCCAGCACAACAGAGUGCUCCUCAUCGCUGGUCCACGACUUCUACACACAGAGGUCCGACCACCACUACCCCAAGCUGGACUUCACUCAGGAGGAGCUUCAGGAGCGUUUCAGACUCCAGCUCAGCAUGGAGCAGGCCUGCACUGUCACCAUCGACUCCGUGGAGGUUGCCAAGCCCGUUACUGAGCACAUGGCUAAAAUGAGGGAGCUGCUGGCGGAUCAGCGGGCACAGUGGCAGAAGAUCCUCCUCCAAGCCCUGAGGGACAGUAAGAUGAUCCUGGCCAACACCAACACCAAGGACUACCGGCUUAACCUUUAUCCCUACCUCUGUGUGCUGGAGGAAAGAGAGUAUGUUGACAUCAUGAUACAGAGCGUUGCCAACAUGCCUCCCAGUGGAGAGUCGCUGAAGAUUUUAGCCAGAGAUCUGGGCAACCGGGUCUACACCAAGUACUCUGUGCGGCAGAAGCACCAAAACCAGAUGGUGGAAAAGUUGCGCAACAUUUACAAUGCUUACACAGACCUGCUGGCUAAAGACACAAAGGAGUAUGACAUCCUGCCCAGCGAGCAGUGGAGUAAGCUUGAGGCGGACCAGAGUUCAGGACCCUCGCUGCAGGGAGGAGAGACCCACUGGCCAUACAUCGUAUCCCUGGAGCUGGGCACCUACAUGGUGGACAUGAUGGUCAAGAACCUCAAAAUCAACAGCGACAUACUGAACCCGGCUUUCGAGAGGAAACGCAUCCCCAUCCUGUACCACAUGUACACCUUCCGUAGCACACGACAGGUCGGCUUCAUCAAACCCCACCCCAUCCUCACUCAGAUGCAGCAGGACGCCAUGGAGACCAAGUUGACCUUUGACUCCUUUGUGAUCCCGAUGCUGUGCCCUCCGGUGCCCUGGACGUCUGUCAAGUUUGGAGCCUACCUGCUGACACCUGCCAAGCUGAUGCGCACAGUGGAAGGGGCCACGCAACAUGAGGUGUUGUUGGAGAAAUGCCAGAACCUCCUCCCGGUCCUGGACUCCCUCAACCAGCUGGGCAACUGUGCCUGGAGUAUCAACAAACCCUUGUUGGACAUUAUUAUCUCCAUCUUCAAUGAUCGGGGCAGUGAUAAGCUAGACAUCCCUCCUCCUCUGUCAGAGGCCCCCAAAAUACCCCACUUCAACGUCCAAGAUCCCACUUAUACGGCCUCUGAGAAAGCCCACAUGAAGAGGGAGGUGAUUAAUGCCAAAAAGAAAUGCAGUGAGAUGCACAGCCUGCGCAUGGACGCUCUGUACAAACUCUCCAUCGCCAACCACAUGCGGGAUGAGAUCUUCUGGUUCCCUCACAACAUGGACUUCCGGGGUCGUACCUACCCCUGUCCUCCGUACUUUAAUCACCUAGGAAGUGAUGUCACGCGGGCGGUCCUUAUGUUUGCAGAGGGGAAGCCCCUCGGUCCAAAGGGACUGGACUGGCUAAAGAUCCACUUAGUCAAUCUGACAGGGCUGAAGAAGAGGAGCUCACUGGAGGGACGGCUGGAGUACGCUAACUCUGUCAUGGAGGACAUAUUGGACUCGGCAGACAACCCACUCAAUGGUAAGACGUGGUGGAUGAAUGCAGAUGAGCCUUGGCAGGCUCUGGGCUGCAGCAUGGAAAUAGCCAACGCCGUGAGAUCUCCCGAUCCGACACAGUUCAUCUCGCAUUAUCCUGUUCACCAGGACGGCUCCUGUAAUGGUCUCCAGCACUACGCUGCUCUAGGCAGAGAUGUUAUUGGUGCCACAUCAGUCAACCUCAUGCCCUGUGACGUGCCCCAGGAUGUGUACAGCGGAGUAGCACAGCAGGUGGAGGAGUUCCGAGUGCGGGAUGCACAGAGCGGUUUGAAGAUCGCCCAGGUCCUGGAGGGCUUCAUCAGCAGGAAGGUGGUGAAACAGACCGUGAUGACUGUCGUGUACGGGGUCACGCGCUACGGGGGACGCCUCCAGAUAGAGAAACGACUGAAGGAGAUUGAUGAGUUCCCAAAGGAGCAUGUAUGGGAUGCAUCCCAUUACUUGGUGCGUAUGGUGUUCAAUGGCUUGAAGGAGAUGUUUACAGGGACCAGAGAGAUCCAGGAUUGGCUGACGGAGAGCGCCAGGCUCAUCUCAAAGUCUGGCCACACUGUGGAGUGGGUGACACCCCUGGGUUUACCAAUCAUUCAGCCUUACCACCGCACACGCAACCAAGUGCUGAAGAGUACCAUGCAACACAUCAACCUCCAGAUCAGCCAUGACUCCAAAGAGAGGCCAGACACAGUUAAACAGAAGAAUGCCUUCCCGCCAAACUUCAUUCACUCUCUGGACUCUACACACAUGAUGCUGACUGCUCUCCACUGCUAUAGUGCCGGCCUGACGUUCAUCUCAGUUCACGACUGCUUUUGGACCCACGCCCUCACUGUGGACACCAUGAACAAGGUCUGUCGGGAACAGUUUGUCGCCCUGCACAGCCAGCCAAUCCUUCAGGAGCUGUCCAACUUCCUGCUGCAGAAAUACUGCACCGGGCUCCCGACCGGGGCCAAGAACAAGAAGUACCAGGAGUACAGGAGGCUGAUGCUGCUGCUGGCCAAAGUGCCCCAGACAGGUCAGUUUUUAUGCAGCUGUCUGGCCCCCAAACAACUGGCCUCGCUCGGGCUGGGCUAUUGUUUGAGAGGGCCAACAUGCAGCAUGCUGUUUCUUUACUAAUUGGAUAGAAGUGAACUUGUAUGUCCUGAAGCUCUUUCUGAGGUUAGCAGAAAACGACAGGAAUGUUAUUGAAUUGGGCUCUUGUGCAAUCCUUGUAUUUUCUAUCCCGGUUUAUAAUUGCUAAUUGUUGUUGCCUAUUGUUUAUAUAGUUAUCUCAUUGUCUGUAGCUAGUUGUCUUGCUGUCUGUGUUGCCCACACAGGGUAUUUAGCUUGCUCAUUCAAAUAUAAAAAGCCACUGAGUUUUGGUAAAAAAAAACAAUUUUCAGCUUCUGUCAGGGGUGUAUUCAUGUCUGCCAUGUUUGGCCACUAGCAGAUCCAGAUUAGCCUCUUUGGACGCCACUGCGAGUGUCUGUCUAUUGUUGUCCAGAGUGGAGGUAGAGAGGCAGCAUUUCUCUCUGUCAGUCAGCUGGAUGGAGGCUUUGCUGUUACGUAACCCCUCGCUCAAUCUCCAUCUGUACACUUACUGUCUGCUUGGCACCGACAGCUGGGUUGUAUAAAUUGAUUACUGUUAAUUGUGUCCCUCCUCUGCAUAAUCAGCUUAUACGGCUGAGACCAGUCAGGUGGGCUCCUGUGGGCUGCCUGUGUGUCCUUGUGUUUACCGGUGCUCACUGUUCAGUAUGACUCUCCAUAGACUAAAAUCGACUAUAAUCUUCGCUAUGAAGGAUCCUGAAGUUGUUAUAAAGUGAAUCGGGUUUCACUGUGUUUAAUCCAGCAGGAGUUCAGAUGAAUCAGGUGCAUCUACGACCACAGUGAGGGAGAACAAGGUCUGGAGAGCUCACUGAAUAACUUAAAGCCAUUACUGUGUUUCAACAGCGAGGGUCUGACUUUAAUGACGAUAAGGAAGUUAGAGUAGUGCAAGCUGUAAGUUCAUGUCUUUUCUCUUUUGAAUACCAACAUUUUUACUUUGGCAUUUUUUUAUAUGAAGAAGGUAAGGUAAGAAAAACUACUCUUUAUCACACAAUGCAGUACAGUAUGUCAUCAUGGUCUGUAUGUGUGAUACCAUGAUUACAUAAUAUUCUUACACAAAACACAGUAACUUCAUAAAAAUACAAGAUAGAAAGUACAACCUCAUACUGUUUGGAUUAGAUUAAAGUUUGGAGCUCCUGGCUGUAUAUUAAUAAGCAUAUUAACAGAUUUGACAAGUAACCUAAAUAUUACUGUUGGUUACUCAGUAUAUUACUUUAAGCUUUCAUAUCGACAUAAUGUUCUUCUUAAAGUGUUCAUGGCCUUUCCUCAAUAAUUCAGGCUUCAGCUUCUGCUGCUGUCGUCUGCUGUCACAGAGGCAAAGAGGACAGGGCCUCAUCCCAGAGCCAAGAUUAAUAUUAAAGUUCAAGAGUCUUUUCCCUGGACUAUAUCUCAGAACAAACUACAUCCUACAAACAUCCUGCAGUUCUUAGCAGUUUCCUUAAUUGAAUCAUUAACCACAUUGAAGAAUGAACAAAUAGAAGAUUAAUCAAAUUGUCAAAAAUGCAUUUUGUAUCAGAUUAAAUCAAUAUGAGAUGUAUCAUUUCAUUUUCAAGAGUUCACAUGAAUUGAAACCUUACAAAAGUGCAUCUUCUUUCUCAGUGACAGUGUUGAUGGUCAUGGUCUGUCGGUCUUCCUCUAGUUCCAACAUCACUUCAAACUUUUUAAUGUAUUGACUCUUUUACUUUCUGUAACUACUGUCCACAAACUUAAACCUGCUCUGACACCUCGCCUCUUGCCUCUCUAGGUGAUUUUGAUCUCCAGCGGGUGAAAGAGUCCACUUAUUUCUUCAGCUGAGAGACUCAUGAGGUCCGAGUCAGCGGAGGGAGAUGAGUGGAAUUGACAGAGUCCAGCCGGGAGGGAUGCUACAUGCCCCCGGGUCUCGGCUGGCUUUCUCUCCCUCAGACAUCAGGACAUUGAUCCGGCCGCGCCCUGCCCGCCUCCUGGUCCGCAGGCUGGCUGGAGCUGCUGGAGAGUGCUAACACACUGUGAACUCACCUGAUUAACUGACUAGUGGGCUGAGGGAAGGGAGGACGGGAAGACGGGAUACUCAUCCAGGCGAAAUGAUGAGGGAAUCAGCACCGGAUGGGAAUGUUAAGACUUCAAUCAGUGAAAAGCACCUCUUAUAAUGACCAUAUUCAGGUGUGUGUGUGUGUGUGUGUGUGUGUGUGUGCGUGUGUGUGUGCGUGUGCGCGUGCGUGUGCGCGCGCAUGAGGCAUACGGACUCCAUCACUCAGCACUUCUGCUGCUCAAUAACCUUUUUCACCUACGAGCUGUAAUUGCGUGUGUGUGUGCGUGUGUGUGUGUGUGUGUGUGUGUGUGUGUGUGUGUGUGUGUGUGUGCAUUUUCAUGCUGCGAAGACCUACCUCUGCGACUAUCCCACCCGAUCAUCGAGUCCAUCACUUACUGGAUGACAGGAUGCUCUCUGACACAAUAUUUAAGCAUUGUCUGGAGAAGAGACGGUUGAGAGGAAAUGAGACACACACUGACAUCGUGGGAUACAGGACUCUCAGAGGAAUGGGAGAUCUCAGCCUGCAUUGUGUCCCGUUGCACUCUUGAUUCUCACCUUCUCAGAGUGACUGACAAUUGCCCUAAAAUAAAAGUAUCUUAAAAUGU